AUCUCAAAUCGAGCGAGUUGUUCGUCACCCUUCGUGCUGUGAACAUCAGUGUUGUGUAGCUCUUCGUUUAAGGAAAAUUAAAUUAAAAAAAAUUAUUAAUUCAUACUAUUUUUCAUAUCACUUAAACUGAUUUAAGUGCGAUUCAAUCUAAUCUAGGUGAAAAAAUGACUGACGUGGAAAUGAAACCUGCUGAAAAAAAUACCGAAAAUGAGACAGAAGCACCAAAACCCGACAAUGAACAUCAACGUAAAUUGAACGUAGGUAAUUUGCCUUGGGAUGUGACUGAGCAACAGCUCCGUGACCAUUUUAGUGAUUUUGAUAUCGAAAAUGUGGAAAUCUUCCAUUAUCGUAAGUACACGCUAGCUAUGCUCCUUUUCAAGGAUAAGGAGGUAGCUACCAAGGCUCUUGCUGAAAAAGAAGGGUCAUUUCUGCGUGAACGGCGUCUUCGCAUGCAUCUAGAAUAUAUCACUAUCCGUCACAUUCGGCGUGAUACCUUUGUUAUUGUUGUCGAUGACGAAAAUGCAACGGAGGAGCAACUUUGGGAUAAGGUUAAAGAAGCGGGCGUUGAACCUACUUCGAUUUUGCUGUUUUAUCCCCUUUGUUACAUUUGCCCGGAAAAGGAUUCGGACAAGGCAGCCAUCUUGGAAACGCUGAAAGCAGCUGGCUUCAAUGCGCAUGAUGUUAAUCAACGAGACCAAAAUCAGCACCUUGAUAUUUGGCGUGCGGCAAAGCUUUUCUUCCGUAACCGUAACCGCGUUCAAUUACUUAACAUACCAAACAAGUGGAUUGAAGAUAAAGAAGAGAUGAAGAAACAAUGUGCUGAAGGUGGUACCAUAACCGAAGCUGUUUCAAAUAAUAUGAGCCAGAACGCCUCAAAUUAUGCUCGUAUUUUUUACGAAACUGAAGAGCAGGCAGUCAAAGCUGCUGAAGCUUUGAAUGGACGCGUUUUUGAAGAUAAACGAAUUCAUGCUUUACAUCUCGGAUCGGCAUUGAUUCCAAAUUAUAAAACAUCUGUUUAUGUAACAUCUCUGGACAAAACUACUACCGAAGAGCAAGUGUAUGAUCACUUCAAACAGUUUGGUGAUAUCGAUUUUGUCAAUCGCCGUAAUUGUAUUGACGCAGCUAUAGUUUGUUUUAAGUCUGCUGAUUCCGUUGAAAAAGCACUUGCUUGCACCACUUUUCCUGCUGCGACAGAGGAAAAUAAGGAAGCUACUAAAGAAGUUACGGUGAAAAAAUAUGAUGGACCGCUGGUGCUUCGCCCACAAGCACAAAAACGUAAAUUGAAAACUAACGAGGAUGGUAAACCAGUUGAACCUGAAGAAAAAACUAAGGAACAGUUAGCCGUACUCAAGAAAUUGGAAGCCUUUUAUCCCGUUUUUGUCGGAAACGUACCUUUCAACUGUCCGCCACUGGAUUUGAAACGUUAUUUCGCACAACAUGGACCAAUCAAGUUUAUGUUUUCACCUCAAAUUCUUCCCUAUCGAACCAGUGCACCACACCCAGUAAAGACAUUCAUUAUUUAUUACACUUUCGCUGACAGCGCUGAUAACGCGUGCCAGUUUUUGGAUCAUAAAUUUUUUGGCGGACACCGUUUGCAUGUACUACCAUUGAGAGGAGAAGAGUUUUUCAAUGAGGAGAAAACAUUAAAACUAACAAAAAUUCCUUAUCUGUCGGAGGAUGCAUUAUUCAAAAAAAUCAAGCCUUUCGUUGGUAAGAUUAAUCGCAUUGUUAAGAAAUCGCGAUUAGUUGCUUACAUUGAGCUCAAUGAUCCGGCCGAUGCUGAGAAAUUGUUGAACGUGGAAACCCCAAACCAUCCUUUUCCUAAAGGUAGAGUAGAAAGGAUUGAUGAACCAGUCAAUAUGCGUCUCUAUGAUGAAGAUGAUACUCGUGUGCUAAACGGCAUCGCCAAGAUUAUUUCUCAAAAUCCAGACAUGCUUAAGAAGACUCCAAUGAAUCAAGGAGGCCCCAUGAACAAACGUCCACGCCUCAAUGGACCUGGUUUUAAUCAAGGCCCUGGUGGCUUCAAUCCCAAUAACAAUCUGAACAAUCCCCAAGCUAUUCAAGACUUGUUGCGUCUCGCGUUCAUGUCUGGCAAGAACGUUGGCGAGAGUCUGGCUUCUAACCAGAACUCGUUCAACGAUCCCGAUCCACCAAUCGCAAAUUCAAACAACUUUGGCGACGGUGGUUUCGGCAAUCGUAAUCGUAAUAACCAAGGCGGUCCAGGAAAUUUCCGUGGCCAAGGAAGAAACAUGAACCAGAAUCAAAAUCAGAAUCGUGGCAAUGCCAACAAUAGCUUUGGUAACAAUAACGCUGGUGGUAACUUCCAAAAUGCCCCCGGGCUGAAUCAAAACCGUGGUGGUCAAAAUAUGGCUAACCGUGCCAAUCAACCAAUCAACCAGAAUCGUGGUGCUAAUGUUGACGGUGGUAACGUAAAUCAGAACCGUACAAACCAAAACCCAAAUCAGGGAAACCGCGUUCAACAAAGUAACCUUGGAGUUGGUAGCAUCGUGAAUCAGAAUAGGAACCAAGGUGGCGGAAAUUUUAACCGCAACCCGAAUCAAAAUCGUAAUCAAAAUAAUCGCAACAAUAACUUCGACAAUGACACCUUUGGAGGUGGUAACAACUUUGGCAAUAAUCGUAACAAUUUUGCCAGCGAUAAUUUUAGCGACAACUUUAGUAAUAAUCGUAGCAACGAUAACUUCUCAAGCGGCAACAACCGUAACUUCGGCGGUAACCGCAACCAGAACGAUAAUUUUAACUCGUUCGGUGGCGGAAAUAAUAGCGGCAGUAGUGGCAAUAACCGAUUUGGCGGUAGCAAUCAGUUCAGUGGUAACUUUAAUAAUCGAAACCAGAAUAGUAAUUUCGAUGAUGAUAAUAGCAACGGAAACUUUGGUGGCAACAAGGGAAAUAACUUCAACCAAAAUCGUCCGAAUAAACCAUUUAAUACUGGCAACCAGGGAGGUGGUAUGUCCUUUGGUGAAUUUAAUACGAAUACUGGCCGAAAUUUUGGCGGUGGUAAUUCUAAUAACAGUGGCGGUUUCAACUCCGGUAAUGCUGGUAAUAAAUGGAAUAAUUCUAAUUCCCAAAAUUCAAAUACGGGCAGCCGCCUCGCUGGUAGCAUUUUUAGCCGCCGUUUUUAAAAUGGUGUGCAUGCAGAAAAAAAUGUGAAGAAAUUAAGUAUUUACAAGAAAUUAUAAUCUUGUAUGUGUCAGGACAGCUCCCUUCCUUUUUCCCUCUUCAUAGUUGGGAAUAUCUUUAAUAAGGAAGUGGAUUUUUAGGCAUAGAGAAAUUAAUGUAUGAUACUCUUCAGCGUAUUUGCAACUUCUACUCUACAAGUUACGAAAUAUCAAGAGAUAAGAAUCAUUUGAUGCUUUUAUUUUAGAAAACGUUGACUAGUACGGUCGAAUUACGUAAAUUUAAAUCUCAAACUAUUAUCGGCAUUGAAGCUGUAUAUGCAAACACUUGAAGUAAAUAACGAAAUAAAACAAACAACCGGUCAGUUAGGUUCCGGUAAAACAGAAGUAUUUAUUUAUUUUAAACAAUGUUUAGGAUUGUAAGCUGAAAAACAUGUUUUGAUUGUAAUUGAGUAAAUCGAUUUGUAACGAUAAUAAUUAGAUCAGUUUUAAAACUUUAUUUGGAAUCAACCUUCAAUAAAUACAUAUAUCCAGAAAAUAAUAGAGUAAUCUUUUCAUCUAAUUCAGUUUGUUGGAUAAGUGAAUUAUCUAGCAACAACAAUUAGACAGUACUAUUUCAUGAACAAUAUGCUGACAAAUUGAUAUUGAUAAAGAACUAUAUGCUUCAUUCAAAAAUGUAUGAAUAUUAUUAGCAUCACAUUUGCAUGUGAUGGAUACAUCUAUAGUAAACACUUCAAAUGAAAUAAUUUUAGUGUGAAUCUGAAAUAAAAUGUGAAACACUGAAAAAACAAUUGCUUUGUUUUCAUUAAGCUAUUCAAUUAUAAUUAGUAGUCGUAUAUUUGCGAUUGCUAGUUUCGUGUAGAAUAAUUAGUAGCACGUGAAAAUGAUAGAAAAAAUCCUAAAUAUUUCAAGGUAGAAAAAGUGCUGCUACAAAUUUAAUCAAUAGUGGAGUGCAUGUCAAAUUCGCGAAAAAAAAUUGUUUUUUUUUCGCAAUUGAGCAACUGUUACCAAUUUAGACCCAAAUGAUUAUCCGAAAUAAAAAACCGUUUUAGCAAAUUUUAUUGGUCGUAUGUCACCGGCUUCUUUGAGAUGGUCGGCAUUACCAUUUGUAAUAGUGAAAACUGGUUGCUUUUUGCGGUGAUGUUAGUUGAUAAUUUAAAUACCGCAUAACAAGAAUUCUGUUGGGUUUUAAUUUACUUGCAUUUACUUGUUAUUGAAAUAAUAUUAAAAUUUUAUUCUGCUUCAAAUGGCUGAAAACAAUGCGUACGCGUUUGCAACGACAAAGUUUAUCAAUAUAUGCUCGUUUUGUUUGUGGUUGUUCUACUGUAUUUCCGUUAGUUAAAAUGAUGUUGCCUGUUUAAUGUUUGGUUAUUUUCAUUUCAUUCCAAUAUAUCGUAGUCAUGUUGAUCUCAUGGAUAUGAAACCUUAAAGAUAAAGUCAUUACGCUCAUUGUUAUACACGAUUACUUACGUUAUUUGAUUUCACUUAUUCACGUACGAAAGUAUCGAAGAUUUGGAUUCCCGUUUUUGUUCGAAUCGAUUUGAACGUUCGAACACUGCCUCUUCAUUUAACUUAUUCAAUCAUGGAAAUAGCGUUUUUCAAAUCGUUCGAUUCUGUUUUUUUCAGCUAACCAGUUUAAAUUCAUCUUGGUUCGAAAAUUUAACUAAACAUGUUAGUAUUUAAAUUAGAAUGAUGAUUUUUUUUCCAUAAAGGAAACUAUCAUGAAACUCGUCGAAUCGAGUUCAUGGGGUUUGUUCAAUAUUAAGAUUGGGAGUGGAAUUAUUCUAUAUUAGUUGCAAGUUUAUGACGACAUCCUAGUCGCACAUUAGCACAUUAAAGAUAUUUACAGUGAAAGAUUUUUUUUAUCAAAAUAAAAUUUUUAAAUGUCAGCGAUCAGCAGCACCUUCUUUUUCCUUGACUUAUGUUGACUAUGAUACAUUGUUAAAAUUUCCUUUUUGCACUUUAUCAAUCUUACAAUUUAUUAACUAUUUUUUCUGUACAUUGAUUUUUUUAUUCUUAGAUUUUUGAUACCCUGAUGAGUUUUUUUAAAUUUCUUUUGCUAAUGUUUUAAGUUAUAAAGUAGGCAAUGUAUGUGAUUUUUUCGAGGAUGCUAAUAAUGCUCGUCCAGACGGGACACGAACCCGCAAUCUCCGAUCCAUUGCUAAUGUUUUUGUAACCAGUUUCAUGUUAUUGUUGACAACUACUUUCCAAUUCACCCAUUUGUUGUGUUCAAUAGUGAAUGAUAUAACGAACUUUUUUGUAAUAAUUUGUGUACACAUAUUCACACGUUUCAAUGUGUAGUGUGCAGGGAUAGUAUUUGAAACAAUGUUUUAGGACUCGUAAGUAAUGUACGUCGAAAAAUGUAUUCUGCGUUUUCACCAGUCGAAAACCUCGUGUAUGGCGAAAAUUUCAAAACACUUGAAAAUUGAUAAGCAUGCAGGGGUGGCAUUGCGCAGCUCGAUUCGAACGAUUUUCGAGUAGGUCACAUACUGCCAGGUAUGCUUUAAGCUUAAAAGGUGCUGUCAUUGUCAUUUGCCCUGCGGCUCAUCUAACCCGCAAAGUCGAAAAAAAUACGAAAACCGAAACAUAACGCCCCCAGGGAUCAUUUAGUUUUGUUCGAGUUGCUCGAAACGAAAUGCGCAAUGUCACCCCAGUUGUUACGUUAAGAUAAAAAUUAUAUUUUAAUAGGGUAUCGGCUCUAUUAUCGUCAAGGGGGUAAAUGAUGUCCAAGAUCGUUAAUUUCUUGCAUGAUGGUUCUUCAUAAUGCAGAAUACCUCUCUGCAGAAUAUUAGUUAGUAUACCUAAAUUUGGUUUAUCCAGGGCUAGUUGGGCGUAGAGUUACAUAGGAAUUGCUGUUCAACUUUGCCUCACGGUACUUGUUCGCUAUCGGUCUCGUGGUGAUAUUAAGCUUUAGAAGGAGUUUAGCUCCCACUUGGUGCUGCACUAUCAAGCAACACGACUCCAAAGAAAACUUUGCUACCAUCAGCGCCGUUAUACGGGACUAUCACCCUCUGUGGGAGUAAAAGCCACAUUCUAGUUGAACUUGAAUCUGGACCCGCUGAUUAUGGUAGAUGACAAAAUUUCCAGUACACGGAACCAGGCAGUCACCGCACCGGGCGUCGCUUCUACGCGCUAAGCUCCUCCCGUUUCGCUCGCAGGUACUCGAGGAAUCCUUGUUAGUUUAUUUUCCUCUCCUUAUUAAUAUGCUUGAAUUUAGGGGGUAGUCAUACAGAGAGAGAGAGAGAGAGAGAUAGACGAUGAAAAAAACCAACUUGGCAACUGGGUUUCACAUAUCAAAAAUACCAGAUCUCUUCUCAAAGCGCAAUGUCGCCUAACGUUUUCACUCGACUUGCAUAAUCGGUGGUGACGAUGGAAGUCCUGGGGAAUACUAAUAUGCAUCGCAAAAACCGUGAAGGUGUUAAGUUCUAUGUUUUUGUUUAAUUUUAUACACUUUAACUACAAUUGAUCAUUAUUUUGUUAGCCUUACAGGAGGUUCGUGAACCUUCGAUUUUUUUUCUCUAUAUAAAGUCAUCACCGCGACUAGAGACAUUCGACGUCGCUUCUACGCGCUAAGCUCCUCCCGUUUCGCUCGCAGGUACUCGAGGAAUCCUUGUUAGUUUAUUUUCCUCUCCUUAUUAAUAUGCUUGAAUUUAGGGGGUAGUCAUACAGAGAGAGAGAGAGAGAGAGAUAGACGAUGAAAAAAACCAACUUGGCAACUGGGUUUCACAUAUCAAAAAUACCAGAUCUCUUCUCAAAGCGCAAUGUCGCCUAACGUUUUCACUCGACUCGCAUAAUCGGUGGUGACGAUGGAAGUCCUGGGGAAUACUAAUAUGCAUCGCAAAAACCGUGAAGGUGUUAAGUUCUAUGUUUUUGUUUAAUUUUAUACACUUUAACUACAAUUGAUCAUUAUUUUGUUAGCCUUACAGGAGGUUCGUGAACCUUCGCUUUUUUUUCUCUAUAUAAAGUCAUCACCGCGACUAGAGACAUUUGAUCUAUUGUGAUAUUGCCCAGGUGUUUUCUGUACUCCGCACUUCAUAUAAUUGACAGCAUCACUAUUGAAGUAAAAAUGAUACGCUUGUUAUUCAUAUCCGUGCUUGUGAGUACUUAUUAUUACCCUUUCCGUUUCAAGCUUACUGCUCUACUAUACCGAGCCUGGCCAGGUGACUUCUAAGAGGGACUUUAUUAUGUCAAGAGGAAGGAGUCUUAUCGAAACCUCGUUCCCCGUGCCAAUAUCGCCAAUUACAAUUCCCUGGAGAGAAUAAAAAUAUUCUUGAGAUCAGUUUUAUCAUAAGAAGGAGUUAUUUUGUCAAGAGGAAGGAGAGUCUUAUCGAAACCUCGCUCCUCCAGCCAAGGCCGCGCCAUAAUUACAAUUCCCUGAAGAGAACUAUUAUACGUUACUCAAACUAGUUUUCUUAUAAGAGGGACUUAUUUUUGUUAGGAUGAAAGUCAUCAGGGGUACUAUACAAUUCAGCUUGAAGGAAAGGUAUAUGGAGUGGGGAGCCUGAGAGUAAACCCAUGUUAAAGUCCUUUGACAACCAAGUGGCCUGACCCUAUUAAGAUUCGAACUCCUGACCACCCGCUUAUCCACGCGGAUUCUGUAACCUUGCGGCUAUGAAGUUCCCCGGUCCUCCGCUUGAAAAUCACUAAUAAUACAAUUUUUAAGCUCUCUUAAUUCAUUGUUUGGCAAUAGAACAAAAAAAAAACGUAUGCAAAUAAACACGUCCUAUAUUGUACCCAAGGAGAUGGCAGUCCUAUCUAGUAGCGAACCUAUACAUUAGAGAAAUGACAAGACACUCACCGUUAAGGCAACUGUCAACAUCAAAACGGGUAACGGCAAUGCAAAUUUAUACAGCUCGCCCGUUUUGAUGUUGACAGUUGCCUUAACGGUGAGUGUCUUGUCAUUUCUCUAAUGUAUAGGUUCGCUACUAUCUAGAGAUCCUCAGAGGGAGAGAUAAGCGAUAAAAAUAAUCGCUGAUUUGGCAACUAGGUUUCACAUAUCAGAGGUGCCAUAUCUCUUCUCAAAGCGCAAUGUUCACUAACUUUUUUAUUCGGCUCGUAUAACUGAUGGUGAGAGUGGAAGUCCUGGGGAAUAAUAAAGUGCAUCACAAAAACCGUGAAGGUGUUAAAUUUUAUGUUUAUGAUUAAUUUUAUAUACUUUCAUCAUUAUUCUGUAGACCAUACAAAGGGUUUGUGAACAACCAGUUAAAAAAUGACUGUGAUGAAGCAACUUCGGAGCAUUCUCAAUUCAUGUUUUAGCAAUAAAACAUGAAAAACGUGUAAAAAUAGAUAUAUUCUUUAUUGAACCUUAUUGCAAUACCUUUCAAUGUGUUGAAAGGUUCAUGUUCGUUUGGCUCGAAUUUUGACUUGUUCGUUUGGCUCACAACUCUCUCUUCGCAUAUCUCUCCCUCUGAGUAUUGCUAGUCCUAUCAAAAUGCUACACGUUUGACAGUAGGCAACAUAUCUGGGCUUUAGUUAAAAAUAAAGCCCCGAGGCAGGCGCCCAGUAAAUGUUCCAAAUACUUUUCACUUUAAUCGGGAAGACUCUUCACUCAUUCAACAUAGAAAGAGAUAGCAUGUUGCCAUCCCCCUGAUUGUACCUGAUUGCAAUACCUCUCAAUGUGUUGUUAUCUUUCUUGUUCGUUUGGUUUUGAUUUUGACAGUUCGUUUGCUUCACAACAUUCUUUCCGCCUAUCUCUCUCUGAGUACUGUUAGUAGCGUCAGGGAUUUGUCACUAUUUCAAAGUUACUUUUAUCAUCUAUCGCAAACUAAAAUUAAAAAUAAAUUUUGAGUUAUUAAAAGUUACUAUGUCGGUCAAAAGACGCUAAAGUAGACUUGUGGGCCGAUAUUAUCGGCGGCGGCGCGUAUCGGCGUGCUAUUCGCACCACUUCUAAAUUAUUGCGUAUAAUGUGUGCGUUUGUACUUUUAUAUACAGAUACAAUCAGAAUUAACAAAACAUGUCAGGAUGGAGAGCAAAAACGUCUUUGUAAGCUUGACAGAAUGCUAACAAUGGAAAAUUAUAAAAAAUCUGCAAACAACAUUGAAUGCUGAAUGCCCGGAAAAUCGUUCAGAUUGUAGUUAAAAGAUAGUUUAAAUGCUUUGUUACGUAUUCCUUCUUUGCCUUUUCGACAUUUAUAUUAGGGGUCUUCACAUCGAGCUCGUAUACGAAUACCCAGCCGUAAACUGCGUAUCUUCCAUUACUCGCCAAUGGAGGUGAGUAUUUUUACGGCUGGGUAUUUGUUUACGAGCUCGACAUGAAUACCCAUAUUAUCUUACUAUAAUAUACAAUAAAAGAAAAUUCGAUAGUUCAUCGAAGUUAUAGAACAUAAGGAUGAGUUCUGUGAAGAUGAAAUAUGGCUAUUUUUGAUUUCUAUUAGAUUUUCAUUUUUUUUAUUCAGAAUCUGGUAAGAUUAGUCUAGAAAAAGAUCAUUAGAUACUCAAAAAAUUUACAUCAAAGUUGAAGGUGCUUGAAUGUUCUUAUAGAAAAAAAUUUCAUCUUUCCUUUUUUCGACAAUUCAAAUGUUCAAAAAUUAAGAUAGCUUACACUCAUCGGCUGUGAUUCGCGGUAUCUCUAGAAUUAGGAAAAAAUCUCGCACACACAAUCAUCGGUGCGCAAAAAAAAAAUCCUCCACGGCGCACAGAUCUACAUUUAAGUUACUAUUUUACGACAAAAUUAGCACUAAAGUCACUAUUUUAGUUCUAAAUAACUAUUGGUGUAUUAAAACAUAUCGUCGGUUUCGUGCAACACUGGCACAACUCAAAAAUCAUAGUUUCGAGAAAACGCACUUGAAAAUUAACGUCGAGAAUUUAUUUUUCAAUUUUCAAGAAAACUUUAAAGUUUACGAUUUCCAAACCUUAUCUACCACUUUGAAGUCUCUUAUGCACAUAUUAUGAGCACGUUGUACAAGGUAAAACCUUACUUUUACUAACUUUAUAUCGAAAUUUUGAUUUGUGCAGCAAAGGCACUUCUUCUCAUAACUCUGUGUUCAGGUUAGGCAUAAAAUUCUAAACAAUUGCUUAGAAUUCAGCAGUGAACGCACUCUGCGUUGAGGCCCAUUUUUGUGUAGACUACACCUUGCACACACACUGGUAGGAAUUGGGCAAUAUUUAUAGAGUGGUUCCGCUGGCAGUAGUUGAGUUGCAAUAAAAUUGUCGGAUUAAGUGGAUCGCCUGAAAUAAAGGUCAAAGUUAAUAAAUUUGAAUUGAAAGUUGAGUGAGUCUAAAACUACUCACCGGUGUAAUCACUUACCCGAAGAAAGUGCCCCUCUGGAUCAUCUGCUGCGGCUUGCUGGUUGCUGUUAGUUGCUGUUCUGCUGUCUGCUGCUGGCCUUGCUUGUUGGUGCACCGAUCGACGGAGUCUCGAUCAACCGCACAUUCAUUGGAUAGUUUGGCAGGUAUUUUUGAGCUGCGAUCUGGACGUUAAUCGCAACACUCUGUUUUUUUUUGGGAAUUUUAAAACGUAGUUUCGUUGGAUGAAACCUAACAAUAUUUGGCCUCGUUUGCCAUCAAAAACUCAAAAGUGAAAAAAUUUGAGUUGUUCCAGUGUUGCACGGGACCGACGAAAUAUUGGAAUAGUGCUUUUCAUUUAUCGAAUGUUUAGACAGUUCGAUUAGGCCUUUCGUUGACCUUAUUUUUUUUGCCAUGAUAUAUAUUUCCGAUUCUCCCAUUGGAGUGUCAUAAAUCGACUUUACUCUCCUAUUUCACUUGAUUGAAGAGGAGUGAAAAAAUGCGAUGUUAUAUUCUGCAUCGUCGUGCUUGGGUCUCCAUAGGAUGCUGUGCAAGUGAGAGUUCCACAUCUGUAAAUAAAUCAAAUAAAUGCAUUUAAAAUCCGUACAUAAUUACAACCAUUUCAAUGUGAAAUAAUGGUAAAGAAUUUACUUCGAGAAUCCGUCAUUUUGCAUCCUAUGUUUUAUACACAUGUUUCAAAAAAAAGUUACACACAAAAUUUCAAGCCACUUUUUAUUGAAAAAAGUCGCUGAAGUCAUUAUUAUUUUACUCCGAGCUUGCUACUAGCUCUGUUUAUUAUUCAUGUUAUUCAACAAAGUCAUCUUUUGGAGGUUUUCGACUCGUUCACGCAGAGGUAGAAUACUCGUUUAUGAUUAGUUUUGAGUAGUUAAUACCGAACCGCCGAAAACAUGUCGCUAUUCGACAUGGAUUUUUAGACACGCCAUUCCUGGUAGUGUGCGUCUUAUUCAGAGCUCGUUUAGUUAUAUACUUGGCAACCUUAAAGAACCGGAAAUGAUAUGUGUACAGAAUGAAAGCUUAUGAUUUUGUUGUUAAUGAAUAUAAGAUUUUCGAAUUGUUUGAAGCUUAUCAUUUCCGACACACACACACACACAGAGCCAAUGUUUUUCUUAACCCUUGUUUAGAUUAACCUGAACUUUAAUUUAAAGCAUUUGAAUUUAUCACCAUUUCGACAGUACACCCAGAACAUUUUUUUUUUGUAAUACUUAAAAAGGUUUUUUUUGCAUUAAAUAACGGUCAAUAAAGAUUUUUUAUAUAUUUUUUUAAGGAUACUUUCUGAUUAAUUGUUCACAUACUCAAAUUUUGAUCUGCUUUUAGCACCACGAGAAGCGACAUAGGUAUUGCAACGUAGUUAUGGUAAAGUAUUUGUUAUCGUAAGAUAGGUUAAUUAUAUUGUAAGCGUUGAUUCAAUUCGACGCCUUUUGAGAAUCCACCGUUACGCUUUAAUUACGUUGUAUUCUAUAGUAAAACCGACUACCGAAAUAUAGCGUUAAGUGUCGUUAGUAGUAGAUCCGACUGUCGAUAUAAGUACAGAUGUCUUCAAAUAAUGCAUCCUACCUGAAUCAAUUGUUUGGCUUGGUGUAAAUGAUAAAUGGAUUUUGUCGUGAACGUUUUCUUAUAGUUAAUCCUUUUUUCUAUUGUGCUAUUGGCAAACUAUUCGAAAUUAAAACAGAUACUUUCGAUGAUGAACGAUAUUAUCAGUCGAUCACACCUACGCCAGCUCUUCCAGUGCCUGUCACAAUACAGGCCGUAGCUCCGGCAACUGCCGCUACAACUGUCAUUACAAGCGACAAUACCUUCCAAUCCGAGUACAUCCCAGUUCCAAGAGACGAACGAUACGAAUUUCCGGGUUUGAUGCCACGUGACACUCGCAUGUACGAAACAAGUUUGGUAGCAGCAACAGAUAAUAUCUCUAACCCUGUUCCAUUGUAUCGGGAUGAACGACACUAUUAUCCGGUUAGCACUAUUACUAGCUCCUACAUCUUGGAUAAUCGACAAUACGAGCAAGCGAUCAAUUCACCUCCUAUGAUGCAUGAUCGACUUUAUCAACCAACAACGCACACUAUUACUAGUGGUAUGCUUUACAAUGAACGACAUUACGAAGCAGCUACUAAUUCGAUCGGUAGCUUGUCAAGUCUUGCAAACACUAAUGAUUGUCAUGGAGUUGAAAUGAUGAUGCGACAAGAUGCAACCGUUACUGCUGCCGCAAUUGAACAUGGUGCCUCUGAAGUUUCCUGGGGACGUGCGGAAAUGGAACGUCAGGAUGAAAUCGACCGCCAAUAUUUGGUACUUUUACCCCGAGAGGAUAAAAUUGAGCCACAGGAUGAACUUUGAACAUUUAGUAAUAUUGAGUGUUACUAUAACUACUACUAUUAUUACUACUACUACUGCUACUACUACUACUGCUACUAUUACUACUACAACUACUACUAUUACUCCCUAUUAUCGUUAAUAAUACCAAUAUUGAAACACCUACUACGACGAAUAAUACUAUCGGUUGAUAAAUGCCUUAUAUGGAAACAAACACACACACACACUCGUUACAGUGAUGGCUUCAAAGCAACAAUGAAACGAAAUUUCAGAGCUAGUUUUGUAAAGCGACUCGUUUAUAGAGCUAGAAUGUUUUUAUAUUUGGAGAAAGACAACAUACAAUUGCUAGUAAACAGGCAAUACUUACGCGCAUUAACAUUAUUCUAAAAUGAUAAAUAGAAAUAAGAAUGGAAAAUACUAUAAAGAUUUGUACGUUGAUUCUUUUUUAGGAUUUUUUUUUAUUUUUAAGAAAUGGAUUAGGGACAAUAAUUAUAAAUAAAUUACUAUGAAAAAGGAAACAUACAUUACCAACUUAGGGCGUUCUUAGUAGAGGGUUUAAAUAAAAAAAAAUCUCAGUUCACUUCUGUCACGGCAAAAACUAUUAACGAACAUAAAAAACAAACAAAAAGUUACUCCUGUUACAGUAGCGAUACUAAAUCGAAUAUUUCUAAAAUAGAAUUAUACAUAAGAAUUUAUAUUGGAAACAAUAACUGGCCUUAAACAUAUUUAUUAUAUUUACACCAAAUAACAUUUAACUAUUUAAUAAACUGUAAAAGAUGCGGUGCAAAUUUUUUGUGAGUAAAUGCUCCCAAAUACUCAGCAGUGUGCGAUGCAGGACAUGUUGGUGAAGGGACAUUUGUAAACUUGAAAGUAUCAAUUUUAUUGAUAUAAUACCAGCUAAUACAAUUUGAAUGGUAAUUUAUUUCGAACGUCACAUGAGUUUAUGUAAAUGUGGAUAAUUUUUAAUUAUCAAUAAGAUCGAUAUCUAGACAGUUGCAAGAAAAAAAGCAAACAAAAACAAUCUUGUUUCUGUAAUAAUUCUAGUUCUGCUCUAUACGAAUCCUUUUGAAAGAUGGAAACACAGACAUCCUGAUGUAAGCAAAGAAUUCUGUUCAAAAGUUACAGGCGAGACACGGCAAUAAGCUAUUGAAUGAUCUUUCUAGUAAUAAUUCCAAUAUAUGUUAUUUUUAUUACAAAUAGAAAAACUAGUUGAAAGUAAUAUAAAUUAAAUGCUUUAGUUCUCAUCAAUUGUAAGGGAAGGUGGGGCAGAAUGGUAUGCUAUAAACAAAAUCUGAAUUUAUUGAGCCACGAAUGAUGAAGAUUAUUUGGCUACAGUAAUAAUUAUAGAUUGCUUUUAACACAGGUCAUUUUCUUGGCUGCUCAAUGAUACUUCUUCCGCAUUACAGUUCUCAAAUUAGAAUGAACACUUGCCACAUAUUUAAUAGAUUUUGUAUAUUUGCUUUUACAUUUCCCACUUUGUAUUGUAUAGAAAAACAACCACCAGAAAAAUAAUUUCACCCCAUUUAUCCAUUAGUUUUCGCAAAGAAUUUAUCCCAGCAUGUUCCACAAAUUUUUAUUUGGAAUAUAGCGGGAAACAGUUUUUAAUAAAUUGCCAGUUUUCAUGGUGGAAGCUCCAUUUUGCGAAAAAAUCGUUUUGCCUCACCAUGUACCACACACCCAUUAGUUUUGUGACACGUAUGUAACGCAACCGUAGUCAUAGGGUCUUAUUACAGAAGUCGACAAGACGACUCGACCAUCUGCUCGUCGAAGAGUCUGUAAUUAGGCCCAUAGGAUAACCAUCGCCAAAAUUAAGUAGUAUGUUAUCGAAAAUGUAGUGAUAUUUAGAGAUUAUUGAUAUACAUUUUGAUAUAUACCAAUGACAGGCUAUCACCAAUGAUAGAAACUAAUACGCCUUCCAAUAUUCUAUAAGCAGCUAAAGUUUUUUGAUAGAACAUAGAUUAUUAUUCAUAAUUCUUCAGCAGUAGUUUUGGAUAGUGUUGAACGUGAGGAUUACUCAUUAAACAUUUUAUAAAUAAUAUGCGAACAAUUCGAAUAUACAACGAUAACAUACGCCAGUCAUUUUAUAAUUUUGUUGAAUAAAUUAGACAAUAUAGGUUCUAUAGAAAAUCUCCUAAAAAAACUUAUAUUUAAACUCAGUAACUUACUGAACAACUUCUAUGAAAAGGAUCUUUAAGUAUUGUAAUGUACAAACUGUAAUUGGCCAAAGUAAUCUUAAUUUAAAAUGAUCGAAGAAUCAACAGUGACGUAAUGAUAUGUAACACAAAAGUCAUAUUGUAGAAAUAUGUCGAAAAUUUGUAUAUGUAAUAUUUAGUUCAGUUGUAGCAAUGACGCGGUUACUAGUGUACAAUAUAAUUAAAACACAUGUCACUUUUACGUGAUGUGGCACUGUGA
Wyeomyia smithii (pitcher-plant mosquito) is the source of this 15097-nucleotide messenger RNA. RefSeq lists its product as uncharacterized. The transcript has 5 exons. The record is from RefSeq and is a predicted model, not a curated record. Gene Ontology annotation, cellular component: cytosol. Bases 165 to 3140 code for a protein of 991 amino acids. NCBI's taxonomy places the organism in Eukaryota, Metazoa, Arthropoda, Insecta, Diptera, Culicidae. Gene Ontology annotation, molecular function: mRNA binding.